UUUGUUGCGGCCAUUAUUGCAGCGGGACAAGCGCAAACUCCAUGCCCCGAAGAGAAUCCCUGGAAAACGGUAUCCAUGCAGACGCGAAGUAUAUAAAGACAUGAAUGAAACUGGUGUCAUGCUCACAAAGAAAGUUACCAUUGCUGGCAAAAACGAAUCGUAUGACGACUUUUGGAAUUUUGACACAGACGGUUCAAUAUUUACUGUCAGCCGAAGUCUUGAAGUGACAGAAAGGUUGGAAUAUGAAAACACUACCGCGAACUGUUCCGUUGUUCGGGUGGAGGAGUGGUAUUUUAGCAGUGAGGAAAAAAAGGCGAGAUACGAUAAACUCUGCACGGAGGGGAACGUUCCGUGGUGCAACUGUUCCACGAGAGCUGAUGAGAAACAGCCUUACCUCUGCAUUGAUACGCCGAAUUACGAGCUGCGUGUCGAUGAGACUCACCGGGAAAAUGUGUCGGAAGAUUGUAAAACAAUAUAUGACAAAAAAAGAAAACAGUACAAAGCACAGGACUACGAGGUCUACACGAACCAAUGUAAAAAUUAUCGUGACGAUUCGAUAGUCACAAAAUUGUUAUCUCUUUAAUACCACAGAUAUCAGGUUUUAUUCUUUAGCAUUAUUGAGCGGCUGUAGAUCUGCCGUCAUAUUUUUUUCUAGCAAAUGGAUCUUAUAGCUACCAUGAUAAAGAGAUGUAAUAAAGAAGUUUUGCAGUUGUCAA
Dermacentor andersoni is the source of this 716-nucleotide messenger RNA. The record is from RefSeq and is a predicted model, not a curated record. NCBI's taxonomy places the organism in Eukaryota, Metazoa, Arthropoda, Arachnida, Ixodida, Ixodidae.